This is a messenger RNA of Micromonas commoda, 1224 nucleotides long. RefSeq lists its product with no specific name. The record is from RefSeq and is a predicted model, not a curated record. Gene Ontology annotation, molecular function: isomerase activity. Gene Ontology annotation, biological process: biosynthetic process. The coding region runs from base 1 to 1224 and encodes 407 amino acids. Lineage: Eukaryota; Viridiplantae; Chlorophyta; Mamiellophyceae; Mamiellales; Mamiellaceae. The transcript is spliced from 2 exons. Gene Ontology annotation, cellular component: cytoplasm.
AUGGCCACCGACGCCACGCUCCCCUUUGUCAUCGUCGACGCGUUCACCUCCGUCCGGUUCGGCGGUAACCCCGCCGCGGUGGUGGUGCUCCCGCGGGAGGAGCCCGGCAAGCGGCGGCACGCGCCCCCGCCCGACGGGAUCAAAUGGGAGUACGGCGUGAUGCCGGCUUCGCACGAGCUGAGCGGCCGAGACGGCUGGCCCCCCGACCUGUUCCUCCAGGACGUCGCUCGCGAGAUGAACCUCUCGGAGACGGCGUUCGUGCGCGAGAAGCUGGACCGCCGCCGGACGGUGGGCAGGGGCGACGACGAGGAGCUCUUCGCGGACUACGACCUCCGAUGGUUCACCCCGAGCGGCGCCGAGGUUGACCUGUGCGGGCACGCCACGCUCGCGUCGGCGCACGCGCUGUGGGACACCGCGCGCGUCGCGCCGUUCGCGGUCAUCCGCUUCCACACCAGGUCCGGCAUCCUCCCCGUGGUUCCGCUGGGCGAGGGCGCCGCCGAGCUCAACUUUCCGAGCGCCGCACCGAACAUGCUCCUCCUGGGCGCACCGCCCGAAGCCGUCCGAGCACCGCCCAGGGCGCCUCUGGAGUCCAAAUCGAAAUCUGACGGCGACGACGAUGGUGACGGGUCCGCCGCCGCCGCCGCAUCCGACGACGACGACGCGACCGACAACCCCGCGGGUGUCACCCCAGAGACUGUCGCCGCCGCGCUCGGCCUCUCCAACCUCCGCGCCGACGUGGACGGAGAACCGACGGGCGACGUCGUGUACCCGAUCGUCGCGGGACGAAACUCGAUCGGCGACACGUUCGCGAUCUACCCCGACCCCGCGCACGUUCUCGCCGCGCGCCCGCACCCCAAGCGCAUCGCCGCGCUCGGCGGCAGGGGUCUCGUGGUCACCGCGCCGGGCGGCGUCGCGACGAGACAGGGCGGCGCCCGCGUGGAUUUCACGUGCAGGUUCUUCGCGCCCAACAUCGGCAUUCACGAAGAUCCCGUCACCGGAUCCGCGUUUUGCGGUCUCGGUCCGUACUGGACGGAUGCGCUGGGGAUCGAGCGCGGGAAAGAGGCGGUGGGGUACCAGGCGAGCGCGAGGGGCGGGGUGGUUCGCGUGGCGGUGGGCACCGGGGUUAAGGGGGUUAAAGGGGGAGGGCGGGUGGAGGAGAGGGUGAGCAUCCGCGGGUCAUGCGUGACGAGCGCUCGAGGGGAGUUGAUGGAUUCGGCGGCGUGA